GGCGCGGCGCGGGUGGCGGAGCUCCGCCUCUGGGGGUUUCCCAGCGGCGCCCCCCGCCCGCCGCCCCGCCUUGCGGCGGUGCCACCGGCCGAGCCUGGGCCAGCGCCCGGAGCCAGGAGGGAGGGCGCCGCCACCUUGCGCUCCCUCCUGCGCCCACCACACCGGCUCCGCGUCUCCCCAGCCAGCGCCCUCCGGAGAAGCAGCGAGAGGAAGCGAAAGUCAUCGAGAAACUCGCUUGAUUCCACUCUCCGGAACUGCUGGAAUCAGUCUGCUCCCAGCGGCACCGAGAUGGUACCCGGCGGGAGUCCCAGCGCCUACGGGCCCAGCCUCCUCCUGCUAAUGCUGCUGAUCCUUCCAGGCAAUUGCAACGAGGGCAGCAAAGCUGGAAGAUGUCCCUGCAGGAAUAAGUUUUCUUCCAACUCUCCGCCAACGGCUAAACAGUUGGAGAUUUUGCGAAAUAAACUGGACACGUACGAUCAAUGCUUUCCCUAUGUCAGGUUCCAUCUUCGUACCAGUCCCCAGCUCAGGUGGAACGUGUGUGGGGGCAGCCAGGACCCAUGGGUGCUGGACUUGAUUAGCUGCUAUGAAAAAAAAGAGUGUGGAUAUGCUCACUCCCAAUCCCAGAGCAUGGCUGCCCAGCAACAUUUACCCCCAUCCAACAAUCAGGCUCCUGAGUCCACAGAAAAGAUGCCUUGGAAUACCAGCACUCCUACCCAGACUGCCCCCUCACCCACCCUGCAGUCUACUCAGCAGCCCACCCUGCCAGCAGCAACACCAUCCAUCGACAAAAAUUUCACUCACAACAAUGAAACCACAACUUCCACGGUGGGUCCAAGUCUGCAGGAAGCACUUGAAAUUAGGGAGCAAGAAAAAGGAAAUAAGGGCUCUGCAGCCAGGGAGUCAACUUUAGUGGCAGUGCCAUCCCUGUUGGUAAUUGUCUUCCUCCUCAUGUUGAUAAUUGUCUUCCUCCUCCUAUACAUGCAACGCAAGAAGAGAACAACGCACAACUCUCCAGAAUCCCCUUGGCACCAGAUUCCACUGCUUAAACAAAGAAUGGAAACCUGUGAGGCUAGCUGAUGAUUUGUUCAAUACCACGGGCAUUAAAUUCUUCAAUCUGAAAAUGUCACAAAAUGUUAUGCUAGAAUCAACUAUCCUGGUUUUUUUUUCUCUUUUGCGUUAUCAUGUCAAAUAUUCCUUUACGAAAUAAUAAUUCUUUGGAGAAAUUCUUCUUAACUUAUUUAAGUUAUUAAUUUAUUUAUGUUUGUGGCCCACUUCUGACCAUGGUGGGGUGAUGUUUGGGUCUGUAGUGUUAGGGAGUACCCAGGGACGUACCACACUGUGCCUGGGUGAGGCAUGUGGUCCAGGGAAUCACUUAGGACUUCACCACAUGUGGGGCAUGUACUCGACCAUUUGAAUUAUUGACUCCUUCUGCCGAGACUGGUCUCGUUCCCUUGCCCCUUACCAUGAUUUCUGGUACCAGCUUCUCAGCUGGUGAUUCCCCUUUGUUCCAAGACUCUCUAUGAUACACCAGCUAUUCCUUCCAAGUUCUGAAA
This is a messenger RNA of Sorex fumeus (smoky shrew), 1553 nucleotides long. It is a transcript of the gene CXCL16, whose product is annotated as C-X-C motif chemokine ligand 16. Gene Ontology annotation, biological process: receptor-mediated endocytosis; T cell chemotaxis; positive regulation of cell migration. The transcript has 5 exons. NCBI's taxonomy places the organism in Eukaryota, Metazoa, Chordata, Mammalia, Eulipotyphla, Soricidae. Gene Ontology annotation, molecular function: scavenger receptor activity; chemokine activity; low-density lipoprotein particle receptor activity. The record is from RefSeq and is a predicted model, not a curated record. The coding region runs from base 289 to 1077 and encodes 262 amino acids.